AUGAAGGACAAAGAGGUAAUAGAGAAUACUUCUUUUAUUUUUAUAGUUUCUCACCCAAAGAACAAUUAUUCCUCAAGAACACCAUGUAGUUCGGUGCUGUCUUCAUUGACCUCACAUGCAACAACUGGCAAACAAAAUGCACACACUCGGAAGUCCUCUAGUAAUGCCAAGAACUCUGAUAAUAAAACAGCCAGCACUACGAAAGUACAAAGUCAUCAUUCUUCCAAUCCUACAGAAUCUUCUCCCCAGGGAAUUCCAACAAAUAAGCAGAAUGGGCCUUCUAGUCAAAGACGAAGAUUCAACCCACAGCACCAAAACAUCCGUCUCAAUGGAUCUCUUAAGCCACAAGGUACCACUAAUGAGGCAGAUCAAAAUAAUGUAAAGAGUGGCUCCAGGUCUGAACACAGAAGACAGCAACACAACAAUUUCAGACCUAAAAAUAAAGGAGCCAUGAAAAAUCAGGAGCAGUCUGCAACUGCAAGGACCACAGAGAAUGUGGCACAUCCAGAAAAGAGCCGACGGAAGCAUCAUGCAACAGACACCACAGAUCACAGGCCUUUCCGAGGCGGUGUCGGCAGGGUGUCGCAAUGCAAUUUGUGCCCUGCAAGGAUGGAGGUCUCUGCUGAUACCACUGUUCUUUCAGUGCCAGCUGUGACUUUGGUGGCUUAAAAUGUCACAGUGAAGGCAGGCAGAAAAAUAUUCUCAUUUUAGCUUCUUCUUCAAGAUGCUUGUUGGUGAAGAAAAUAAAUCAGAACACAGUCAUUUUAAAUCUGUUGCUGCUUAAAAGUUAUUGGUAUCUUCAUUAUUUACUAAUUAUCAAAAUUAAUUAUACUUUCAAAGCUUUGCCCAAUAUGUUCACAGUUGUUUUGUCGUGACAGUACAGAAUCUUACCAAAACAGCAUAUACUACUUAGAAGAAUGAAAUCUAGAUUGGAAAAAUAAACUCAGAAUUAAAUUCACAAUAGCAAAAUGUUUGUUGUAGAUAUGUGGUUAUACAAUCAACAGUAUUGUUCUUUAGAGCAGCCUGUGUUAGAAGGAUCCCAGAGCACCUGUGUGCUGUGGUCUGCAAUGAAAUCAGAUAAUCUUUUAGAAUUUUUCUGCAGUCUUUAUUAUACACCUCUUUAUUUCUGUGCAUGUAUCUGUGUGUGCAUGUAUACACACACACAUGCAUGCACACUGUAUGCACACAGUAUUCUUACAUACAAGAACAUUUCAAAAAGCAGCACAUUUGAUUUUAGCUUAUUAUUCCAUAAACUGAGAUCUUUAGACUUGCCUAUAAAUUGUACUAAAUGUAUUACAUAUUGGUAUUUUUCAUUGACAAACUAUUUUUAUGAAAAUGCUCAUUUCGUUCAAGUUUAGAUUAUACAUAGUCAUGGCUAUUCAGAUGCACAGCCCUAUUCUCCAUCCUUAUCAGCCAUUUUUCUAUGACUAGUUGGAUUUAUUUUUUUGCAUAUGAAAAGUCACAGGUGUUCUAGACUUGAAUCCAGAUUAUUUUUCUAUAUUUUUUGCUGUAGGAACCAUCUGUCCUUAAUGAGAGCUAUGACUAAUAUAUUUGUUACAGCAACAUGCAGCAGAAUAUGGAGGUACAUAUUUGAGCAGAUACUACAUCCUUCUGAGUUUUCUAUUAAAAUAAAAUCUUAGUGUUAAUGUUC
Molecule: messenger RNA, 1651 nt
Organism: Meleagris gallopavo (turkey)
Lineage: Eukaryota; Metazoa; Chordata; Aves; Galliformes; Phasianidae
Source: RefSeq, a predicted model, not a curated record